Molecule: messenger RNA, 249 nt
Organism: Macrosiphum euphorbiae (potato aphid)
Lineage: Eukaryota; Metazoa; Arthropoda; Insecta; Hemiptera; Aphididae
Source: the annotation of a GenBank genome assembly
AUGUCUGUCGGUGGAACACAACAUAAAUGCAUAACAGAUACAAUUGCAUAUUUUUUAUGCAAAGAUAAUAAAGCCUUCUCAACCAUCGAAGGAAAAGGCUUCAGAAAUAUGGUCAACAAAUUAAAUCCAUUGUAUAAAGUCCCUUGCAGGAAUACUAUUAAAACAUAUAUUGACGAUAAGUACAAAAUUGUUGAAUCUAAAUUUCGGUUGGAUUUAAAAACCAUUUCAAAAUUUUUCUCUGACCACUGA